CUUUUAUUUUUAAAUUUAUAUCAUUUUAGAUUCACCUUUUUUUAAAUUUUAUGAACAAUUUCACUUCUUUCGAAAUUUACCUCUCUGUAAUAAUAUGAAAUAAAGAUUACAAAACUGCAAUUGAGUACUUAUAUAAAUCAGUAAAAAGAGUUACAAAAGUGAUGGCUUUAUUAUGCAAAAGCUGCAAUGAGAAGGCUUUUGAUGUAGAGGAACAAGUUUGCAAGGCUUGUGGUAUAGUUUGUGAUGAUAUUCAAUUUGGAAUUGAAUGCAAUAAAGAUUUAUCUUUUAAACCUUUUCAAUCUACGGCCUCCAGAAAACCUCGAGCAGAAGCCUUAAAUCAUGGAAUUGAUGCAGUGGAUUUCUUGUGUCAUCAGUUUAAUAUUACAGCAGAUGUAAAAAUGGAAACUUUAAAUUUACUCAAAGAAAUAUAUGCUAGUCGAAGAAAGGUUGGAAAAUCUUUUAAAAUGAAAGAAGACGUUGGUGUUUUGGCAGGCUGUUGUCUUUUAAAUAUACAGAGAAAACAUAAACUUCCCGUGCCCAUCAAUGGUUUUUGUUCUUCGUUGAAAUGCAAUAAGAAAAAAAUUUUAAAAAUGACGAAAGUUCUUCAGAACUAUUUAAUUGAUAACAUAUUAUCUGAGGAAGAAUCUGAAGAUUAUAAUCAAGAUAUUUCUGUUGUGAAUUCUAGUGUUGAGGAUAAUGAGUCAUUAGAAUCCUAUACUGCUACUUUGCUAUCUCAUGCUCCAGAAGCUAUUAAAAAUGAGCUUAUCCAAAAAACUACUACUCUAGCUAAACUGGCAGAUUCAUGCUGGCUUUUGACUGGAAGAUCCAAAUUAGGAGUCGUUAGUGCAGCUGCUUAUCUCUGUUGGAAGUCUAUGAAUCCUAAAAAUAAGUUGACUCUCCCUGGGUUUUGUAGAGAGUACUCUCUAAAUGUGACAAAAGCACGUUCAAGAGUUCCUGAGUUGAAAGACAUGCUUUUAAAACUUGGUGCUAAUAUACCUUCUAAAACUGCAAAUUAUGUCACUGAUAAAAACAUAAUUUUCCACUUGGGAUAUAUUUUGGAGAAUUCAGAAUCCUUACGAAAUGAUUUGUUAUCUGAUAAAUUUACUACUGAUGCAGUGAAUCAAAAAGAAUUUGAAACAUUUCGCGACUGUUAUAGCAAACCAAAGCCAGUCAAACUGCAUGUUUCUUCUUAUGCUGAUGAUAUGAAUGCAUCUGACAUUGAAAUAUCUGACACAGAAAUUGCAUCAUAUAUCCGAACAGAUAAGCAAAUAAGUCUUGUUCAAGAUCUCCGAAAUAUGUAUGACUCUGAUGAAUCUCUUAGUGUCGAUUAAUUAGUGAUCUAAACUUUGAACCAAUAUUCCAUGUUUCACUUUUUAAUUUUAAUUUGUUUAUUAAUUUGAAAUUCAGUAACUUUUGUUAUUUAACUAUUUAAUUUUUUUUUAUUUAUACAUAUUUUCUACUUGUAAGCUAUAUGAAUUUCUACUUGUAAACAAUACACUUUAAUUUUAAACUCAGUAACUUUUGUUACUUAACUGUCUAAUUUUUUUUAUUAUUAUUUAUUUAUGCAUAAUUUAUUUGGUAUUAAUCUUUACUCUACUAUUAAGAAUAGUUCUGAGUAAGCCAGAUUUUUUUUAAUGUUUUUAUUUAAAAGAAAACUUUAAUUUAACCUGUAUAAAAAUAAGAAAGUAAAAGUACUAUUUAAGUUUCUCCAUGAUAUGUUUUAAUAGCACAACUAAUUCUACAAUUUUUAAACAAUAUGUUUUGCAGAUUUCUGAUUUUUUGUUACUUAAAUAUUCUGUUCUGUAUUUUUAUAUGCUAUGUUUAGAAAGUAAAACGCUUACAGCCAAGAGUACAUUACCUUAAAAAAAAAAAAGAGGUAAUUUGUGACAAAAUUCUUCGCUUCAACUUCAGAAGCAGUUCUGCAUUGAAAAACAUAUGAAAAUCAAAUCAAGCUCUAUUUUUUAUAUUUAUAUACUAUUAUUUUAGUAUGUGUAGAGAUGAAAGGUUUAUCUAUCUCAAGUAAUAACCCCUUUUAAAAUUCAGCUUAAAAGAUUAAUAACACAAUCAAAAGUAUUUUUGAAGAAUCAUAUAUUUUAUACUAAAAUUCAAAUGAAUAUGAUACUUCACAAACUGUUAUUUAAGCUGACAAAAUUUUAAUUUUCCCCUUUCAGCUUAUAACCUCCAUUUGAAACUAGUCUUUAAAUAUUUAUUAGCAGGUACAAAGUCAAAAAUAUUUUCAAAUGAUAAUUUAUUCAUAUUAAUCCUAAAAUAAACAAAAUUUAAAUCUGUAUCACUGUGUAAUCAUUUGACUCAUAGACUUAUAAUUAAACUUAUGUCAUUUUUUAUAAUUUCAUUAGUAACUUAAAGGAAACUAUCAUAAUUUAGAAGAAAUACUUUUAUUUUUAUAAAAUAUAAAAUUUUCUAUCUUUGAAAAUUUUAAAGUGUAUGGUGUGACAUAUUAAAAAAAAACUGGCAGGGGUUGCUUGUCUAUUUGAUGAAUAUUUACUUGUAUAUGAUUAACAUCUAAAUAAACAUAAAGCUUAUACUGUUAAGAUUUAAGCUGACUGAAAUUCUACUUCAUCCUAUACUUUAUUUAUGUGUAAAUCGUACAACAGAGUUUUAAAUUUAUAAAUGUUUAUAAUAUGUUAAAUGUUUAUAAUAUGUAGAAGAUAUAUCUAUUCAUAUUAAAAAGCAAAAAGAAAGUAUUAUUUAUUUAAGCAGUUAGUUAAUUAGUAAAGUUAAGCAAUAGGCAUGUGUAAUACUUAAAAAAAAUUAGAAUUCUGAGGGUUUUGGUUCCAGUCUAAUAUAUUGUGCCAUUUGGAAAUAUGGGUUGAAAAUAUUUAAAGAGAACUGGAUUCUAUAACUAGUUUAGAGUUUUUAAAUAUGAAACUAAACAUUCAUAUACAUUUUCCCUGUUUUCUUGCAUCAUUGUUAAAAGUUUCGUAUUAUGGUUUACUAUAAACUUUAAAAAGAAAAUAUGAUUAUAGUCUCUCUUUUUUUUUUUUUUUGUAUAUUGAUGUUAAUGUUAAAAAAUUUAAAUAAGAUAUAAUUGUUGACACUCUAGUUGAACUUGAUGUGUAUAUUUUGUUGGUUAUUGAGCAUAAUAAAAGCAUAAAUGCUUAA
Molecule: messenger RNA, 3123 nt
Organism: Parasteatoda tepidariorum (common house spider)
Lineage: Eukaryota; Metazoa; Arthropoda; Arachnida; Araneae; Theridiidae
Product: transcription factor IIIB 50 kDa subunit
Source: RefSeq, a predicted model, not a curated record